AUGGCUGAAGCAGGUUCUGUGGCGCCAGUUUCCCCAGGAAGCAGAAUGAACUCGAGAGGAGGGCGACAACAAGGAGCGCCAGGACUGAACAACUCAUACUCUCGAGAUAGAAAUCAGAGAGGGCACGCUCUAAGAGGAGGCAGAGUUGAUCGCGGAGGACGGAAUAGAGGGAAGGGAGUCUCGAGCCAGACCACUUUCACACACGACACUCGGUUCGGAGCCAGCAGCGGGCAACGGCCGAAUCAUGCCUUUGAUGGGGUUAGGAUUGAUAACCCUCCGAUUGCUGGACAACUCGAUUCAGAUCAACCUGGUGGACAAGAGGUUGGAGAUCAGAACCAACCUGUUGAGGAAGGAGAAGUCUGCUUUAUUUGUGCUUCAACCAUUGAACAUCUUUCGAUUGCGCCUUGCAACCAUCAGACAUGUCAUAUAUGUGCGUUGAGGUUGAGAGCACUAUAUAAGAAACGCGACUGCGCAUAUUGUAAGACUGAAGCACCCUAUGUAAUCUUCACCAACGAUGCUGCAAAGAGAUAUGAAGAGUUUGGCGAAACAGAUUUUGUAAGAUCUGACGAAAACCUUGGGAUAAAGUACGAAAGAGAUGAGAUCCUCGAAGACACCGUCCUCCUCCUGCGAUACAACUGUCCAGAUCGGGAUUGCGAUGUUGCAUGCUUGGGAUGGCCACACCUGCAUCGCCAUGUCAAACAGAAGCACGGCAAGCUGAUGUGUGACCUAUGUACUCGCAACAAAAAGGUCUUCACUCACGAGCAUGAGCUUUUCACAUUUGGAGAGCUUCGACGGCAUGAGAAAUUCGGGGACGACCACCCAGGAGCCAUUGAUCAGAGUGGAUUUAGGGGUCAUCCAGAAUGUGGAUUCUGUCGUGAGAGAUUCUAUGGGGACGAUGAGCUCUACCAGCACUGUAGAGAGAAGCACGAAAGAUGUCAUAUCUGCGACCGGCGGAAUCCUGGUAGCCAAGUGCAAUACUAUCUCAACUAUGAGAUGCUGGAGAAGCAUUUCGAAGAAUCUCAUUUUGUAUGCCUUGAUGCAGAGUGUCAAGCCAACAAAACAAAUGUAUUCGAGUCAGAAAUGGAUUUGAAAGCUCAUCAAUUGUCCUCGCAUCCUAAUGGUCUGUCGAAAGACGCCCGUAGAGACGCAAGAUUGGUCAACAUCUCAACCUUCGACUACCGUGCACCCUACCAACCACAGCGACGAGGAGAGCGAGAGCACCGAGGCAAUGGUAGGGGAAGGGAUCCCAAUACAGAAGCUCUUCCAGUGUCAAGCGCACAACCUUUACGAAGAGACGAGCUUGCCUACCAACGGCAGAUGGCGAUCUUGAACGCACAACCUCAACUCGUACCACGCAACCACGCGGCCUCACCAGCGCCCACACAGGUUCAUCGUCCCGCACCAUCGUCAGCUCCCCUGCCAAACCUUAACACCCUUUCUCUGGAUAAUUCAAACCCUCAACCCAGCGAGAACCAAACCUCCCAAGAACAAGCUCGUCAAAUUCGUCACACCGCGGUUAUAGAACGAGCUUCUACACUUCUUGGAGCUGAUACCACCAAACUCUCAACCUUCCGCACUCAUGUCUCCUCCUACCGUUCUUCAACCAUCAGCGCAACCGAACUUAUUGAUGCCUUCUUCUCCCUCUUCGACGUCCCAUCAGCAGAGCUUGGAAAGCUUGUACGGGAAUUAGCCGACAUAUUCGAGGAUGAGACAAAGAGGACGGACCUUCUCAAGGCAUGGAACGACUGGCUAAGCAUCAACGCCGAUUACCCAAGCCUGCCCGGCCCGGCCGGCAUCCUCCCGGGUACGGAAAGCAGCAGUCCUAGCGAGGGUCAUCCAGGCGGACGCAGAGUUCUACGUCUCAAAUCCUCGACCGCGCAAUCCUCCCGGUCUGCCGUCUCGCGCCAGGGCAGCUGGGGCAACGCCGUAAAAGCCGCUAACAGCAGCGACAAAUCAAACCCCUUCCCAGCUCUUGGCAGCGCAUCUACCCUAUCCAAUGGCCAGAAGAGAGCUCCCUGGACUGCACUCCAGGCCUCCUCGUCACCGAGAGCGAUUCCGGUAAAUAGUCGUCCUUCGUCGAGGCCUCCUCCGGCCACAAUGGGUGCGAACGCGACGGAGGAUAUGUUCCCUGCGCUACCGAUGGGCCAGAAGCCGAAUACGCUUAUAGCUGGGUUGACGAGGGGGACUGUGAGAUGGGAUGAUGGCAAGAGCGGGAAGGGGCCCGUUGCUAAUCCUUGGGGUGCUGGUGGUGGUGGUGGGAAUGAGAGUGCUCCAUCCGGAAGGAGUGAUAUUGCUGGGCCUGAUGACGACUCAGCAGGCACUGCCACCGGUGGGUUGGUUGCAGGAGGUGCGGGAAAGAAAGGGAAGAAAGGAAAACAAGUUUUGUAUAAAUUUGGCUGA
Endocarpon pusillum Z07020 is the source of this 2400-nucleotide messenger RNA. RefSeq lists its product as uncharacterized. The coding region runs from base 1 to 2400 and encodes 799 amino acids. NCBI's taxonomy places the organism in Eukaryota, Fungi, Ascomycota, Eurotiomycetes, Verrucariales, Verrucariaceae. The record is from RefSeq and is a predicted model, not a curated record. Gene Ontology annotation, molecular function: ubiquitin protein ligase activity; ribosome binding. Gene Ontology annotation, biological process: rescue of stalled cytosolic ribosome; protein ubiquitination. The transcript has 2 exons.